Molecule: messenger RNA, 849 nt
Organism: Coniophora puteana RWD-64-598 SS2
Lineage: Eukaryota; Fungi; Basidiomycota; Agaricomycetes; Boletales; Coniophoraceae
Exons: 4
Coding region: 1-849 (282 amino acids)
Cellular component (GO): mitochondrial large ribosomal subunit
Molecular function (GO): structural constituent of ribosome
Source: RefSeq, a predicted model, not a curated record
AUGUUCGCCCAAGCCCGUCUCGCAGCAUCCAGGCAGCCAACAAAAGCAUGUCUCCGUCGUUUUCUCGCGACAGAGGUCGACGCCUCCGUCGCGUCCACCUCUGCAUCCCAGACGCGUCCCGUCCUCAACACCGCCGUCAUCCUCAACCGUUCCCCCAUCAUCACCCGCACCCCGUCCCCCUUCGAGCGCGCCUACUACAAGUACCAGGCAAACAUACACCGCGCACUCCAGAACCCCUUCCCGAACGAGUUCUACUUCAAGCAGGGCUCCCCCCUUGAAGCACGCUUCAAUGUCGAGGAGCAGCGCAGAGAGCGCGCCGCACUAGGCACCCCCUUUGGCAUGCAGGAAGGCGAAAAGUCAGAGGCCGUUCUUCAGGCGGAGCAGACCAUACGCGACGAAGAGGACCUCCGCAUGCCCCGCCAGCACGAAGCCGACACCAAGAACGACUUCAAGGACCUCAACAGGAGGGGGCAGCGCAACCUCUACCUUGCCCUCCUUCAGAAGGAGGGCGACAAGCACGUCUGGAGGUUCCCGCAGGGCCCCGUCAACCAGGGCGAGCUGUUGCACCAUGCAGCAGAACGGGAUCUCGAGACCCAGUGUGGCGAUGGUAUGGACACAUGGAUAGUCAGUCGCAAGCCCGUCGGCGUCUACCACCCUCCAUCACCACCAGCAACCGACCCCGCUAAGAAGAAUGUAGUCUUCUUCUACAAAGCUCACAUCAUGGCAGGUCAGGUCCAGCACGACCCCAAAACCACCCUUGACUUUGCCUGGCUCACAAAGGGAGAGCUCAGCGAGCGCGUCGAGCCAACAUAUUGGGAGAGCGUCAAGGAUAUGCUGUCAGAUUUCUAG